CAGGACUAAACCCGUGAGUGGCGCACAUGAGCACCAGUCUCAUGUUCCGUCUCGUCACGUCCGCACCGAGAACGUUCGUCUGUUAGUUGGUUGUUGUCGACGGUUCGUACGUACGUCGGGACAGUGUGUGUACCAUGAUGGACAACUGUCUGAUCACCCAGCAGUUCCCGCACCUGAACGGAGUCAACCUGCCCGGCUUCCCCUACUCGCACCCGCCGUACCCUCAUGCCUUCGACUUCCCGCCGACCUCGUCGGGCCUGCCCGGUCCCAGGCCGUUCUCCAUCGACGGGAUCCUGAGCGGCGGCGGGCACCCGAGCGUCUCCUUCCCGCAGACAUCCAUGAUGCUGAACGGUGGCAUAAAUGUCAUCACCACCACGGCUGGGAACAACAAACAAGAAAGCAACAACUUGAGGGAUUCUCUACUGUUUUCCUUUGUAGAAAAUGGUCAGGAUUCGGGGGAAGGCAUGCCUCCCAAGCGCAGGAGAACCCGGACCAACUUUAACUCGUGGCAGCUGGAGGAGCUAGAGCGCGCGUUCCAGGAGAGCCACUACCCCGAUGUCUUCAUGAGAGAGGCUCUCGCACUCAGGCUGGAUCUGGUGGAGUCUAGAGUACAGGUCUGGUUCCAGAACAGACGAGCCAAGUGGCGUAAGAAGGAGAACACAAAGAAGGGUCCGGGCCGACCGGCGCACAACGCGCACCCGCAGACCUGCAGCGGCGACCCGAUCCCGGCAGAGGAACUGGAGAGACGGCAGAGGGAGAGAGAGGAGAGGAAGAAGAGAAAACAGAUGGAGAAGCAGCGACAGAAAGGCUCGAUCCGAGCGGACGGAAGCCAGAGCGGUGGCGAGGACGGGAUGGGGAAAUCUGGUCUCUCGGGAGACCUUGAUUCCUCGACCGACAAUCCGUGCCGAGCUGACGGAGAGAGCAGGUGGGGAGAGUCUGACUCGGGGAACACGACCGAUUCCUCCUCAGCGUCCUCGAGAUACGACCAGGUACGCGCAAGGGAAGACGUUACGAAGGACUUAGCGCCCGCCUCUUCAGGCGACGGUGAAAAAGAACACAAAGACGACACAGCGCAACACGAGAGCGCGGAAACGCACAGCUCAGAACAGUUCAACAACAGUACCGAGGAAGUCGUGAUCACAGAAGAGAACAUGUCCACUUCUGAAACAACGUUAAACAGAGACAGUGUAUCUGUAGCGGACACGACUACUACAACUUGCCCCGCCGUGACCACCACCCCACCGUGCACGACCCCGUCUCCCACCCGGCCCGCCACCAGCCCGCUCAACACCGUCACCAAAAGCCCCUACAGCAUCGAGUCGCUCCUCGCCGAGCCCAAGGUACCCAGAGGGAGAAGACCCAACACCAAAUACCCUCGGGUGCAGGCUAGCAAAUCAGCCUACUCCAACGGACUUGUCCCGGUUUAUCCCAUCACCCAGCCCGUAGGCUUCAUGGUGCAGCCUUCGGUCGCAACUGCUGUGUCGCCGACGCAGGUGUCGCCCACUCUCCCCCUGGCCGCGGAGAGACAGAACUCUAGCAUCGCCGCGCUCAGACUCAAAGCCAAAGAGCACCAAAUCACAAUAGACAGUCAGCUCGAGAACUUCAGAUGCUCACCGGACAGGUGUUCGGUGUGAGACAAAGCCAUAACAUUCCCAUUAACUCGACGAGAUGUGUACAUGUGUAUGUAUGUAUGUAGACCCAGUGAAAAUUAUUAAUAUUUAUGUAAUUUAUCAAAAUUUAUACUCACACCUCUUUGAAUAAUACAUGUUGUUCUCAGCGGCAUUCUCUUUUUUGUACAAAUUGAUAUGGAUUUAGUGAAAUGUCAGCCCGUUGAGGUUCAACAGUCGCACCGUCGGUGUAAUCGAGCUGUAGUAUGUGCGGUGUGAGCGUCCUUUGCUCGAACAAUUUACAUGUUGUGAACUCUUCCAGACGUAGGGAGGUUGGGUCAUUCUUGUGGUAAAAAUUCAAAAAUUAACGGUCACGACGGCAGCUGGUGCGUAACUUUUCCUACCAGGCCGAAUCAAAUGAGUUUAUCGUAUAGGGUACCUUAGGGUCUCGUCUGUAAUACCAUUGUUUGUCACUUAUUCGUUAUUUUGCUUUGUCCUUUGUAAUGUUGCGAUUUCCAAAUGUCGUUUGUGAUUCGUGACACCCUCCAGUAUUGGUGGAGCGCUAUACGUGGAAAAUUGCUACAUUUCAAUUCUAAUUGAAUGUUAUAUAUACGUGUAUAUGUUAAAUGAAUAGAUUUAUCUUCAAAUUCUCAAAGUACUUGUCAGUAUCGGAAGGGAGUGGAAAUUUUCAGAAUAAAGUGGAAUUGGCUCUUUUAA
This is a messenger RNA of Branchiostoma floridae (Florida lancelet), 2324 nucleotides long. RefSeq names its product homeobox protein unc-4 homolog. Gene Ontology annotation, biological process: regulation of DNA-templated transcription. Lineage: Eukaryota; Metazoa; Chordata; Leptocardii; Amphioxiformes; Branchiostomatidae. The coding region runs from base 135 to 1634 and encodes 499 amino acids. The record is from RefSeq and is a predicted model, not a curated record. The transcript has 3 exons. Gene Ontology annotation, molecular function: DNA-binding transcription factor activity, RNA polymerase II-specific; sequence-specific double-stranded DNA binding.